Molecule: messenger RNA, 2354 nt
Organism: Ctenopharyngodon idella (grass carp)
Lineage: Eukaryota; Metazoa; Chordata; Actinopteri; Cypriniformes; Xenocyprididae
Exons: 2
Coding region: 175-1686 (503 amino acids)
Source: RefSeq, a predicted model, not a curated record
UGGGUUUGCAGUGUGGGCACCCACCGAAAUAUAAAUCGGCACCAAUGACCACAACUGAGGGACACACCCUGUACUGUCUGUAAAGUACAGCCCCCCCCUAUAUAAAUAAACACCCAAGAGACGUGUUAGAUGCAGAGGCUCUUCCACUGGGGACCUUCAAUCUGAGAUUUUGCCAUGGGUGCCAUGAGACUCUGCUUCCUGCUCUUCUGCCUCUUCUUGGCGAGCGUCUCUUCUGUGAAAAAACUUAACAAUAUUGAUGACCUGAAAGACAUUACAUAUGCCAAGUCUGCUCCACGUCAUGGACUCCAGUUAUUGUUCUGGUUUGCUCAAAAAGUUCUGAAUGUUGAUCAGAACAACAUUCUCAUCCUUGAUUCAAAUUUUGAUCCACAUAGAGGCGACUUUGGAUUCCAUCAGUAUUUAAAUAAAGAGGGCAUUCUCCCCUCAUUGAGCUUUUUGCAGAGAUACUAUUCGGUUGGCAAUUUAAAAUCUCCUGGAUCCAAAGCAUUGCCGGCCUAUGUGCAGAGGUAUUACAGAAACACCAAUGUCCCACAAAGAAAUAUGGACAGGCUCAUUGUCUCGAUGGAACAAAAUAAGCCAAAAAGGAUACUCUCAGUGUUCAUUACAUCACAUAACCUUCACAAGAAUGACUUUAAUCCUUCUGACACUUAUGAGAUUGAUCCUGCACUGAUCUUGCAGAUCGGAGACCCUUAUAACUGCACUCUGGAUCAGAACAAUAAUUAUGGUAUUUACACAAUGACACGUAAUUCACAAGACACAGAAUAUGACAGAUACCGUCAGUUUUUGACAAAGACAGGAUAUAGCAGCACUGACUGUACACACAGUCAUUUCAGCCGAAAGAAACGCUCACCUUAUUUACAAUGUAAUACAUAUGAGGGAAUUAAACUAGAGUUAAAGGCAACUACAGAAGGAAACGCAAAACUCAUAUGGGAGAUACCUGCUGAAAUUAUGGAUAACUCUAAAUAUGUACACACUGAAAUUUGCCAAAAUACUUAUUCCAGUGAUACUAAUGACGUUUAUACAGAGGUCAGGAAACAGUUGACUAUUUAUGAAUCAUCUGGGGCUUUAGAUACUUCUGUCUCCCUGAAAGCUGGUCUCCAACCCCGACUGCGAUUGUACCCAUCGCUUUUUGAUUUUCAGUUCACUAAUCCCUACAUUUGGUAUGGACCAGAGUUUGAUGGAGCUAAUGGAAUGAUCCCCACUACAAUCAAGGGGUUUGAUGCUAGUCUGCAGCUCUACGCUGAAGAUGGCAAAGCCUGUGCUCGACUCUACAUCAAAAAAACCUUCAGUAACUGGAAGGAUGUUUUUUACCACUCAUGGGUUGGGUUUUACAAAAGUUCACAAGAUAAAAAUGAUGGCUAUUCCACAUAUCAGUAUGCUAAUAAGUUUGCAAAGACCGAAAACCAUUUCACACACAAUUAUGAUGUUUACCAGUACAAUUUCAAUUUGGCUAUUGCUCCUGGAGUUCAAAUCCGUUUUCUGCUGGAGAAAAAAUAUAACAAUGUUUUAGCACAAACUACACCCUGGGAGAGCGAUGAAGUAGUGACAAUAUUACCAUCAGUUUGUGGCACUCUGAAUCCUAGUCUUCAGCCUGAACGCUCAUUAAAUGGUCCAGAAUUCUUUUAUGGACCGGAGCUUGAUGAUGCUGGUCUGCAGCUCUUCGCCUGAAGACGGUAAAGCUUCUGCACGGCUUUAUAUCAAGAAGACCUUCACAGACUGGAAAGAUACUUUCUCCUACUCAUGGGUGGGGUUUUACAGUAGUUCACAAAAUAAAAAUGAUGAAUAUUACACAUAUAGCUAUGCUGUGAAGUUUGAAAUGAUGCAGGAUGAUAAUGAGAAUUAUUAUAUUUAUCAGUACAAAUCCAAACUGGACAUUGCGCCUGGAGUACAGAUCCGUUUCAUGAUAGACAAAAGUUCGGAUAAAGCAUCAGUGCAGACUGAGCCCUGGAAGAGUGGUGAAUGAAUCAGGUUACGACAAACCAUAUUGUCUGUUACGAUGUAUUUUUCUAUGCCAGUGCCAAAGAUGAAUUUCUGAUCAGGAAAUCUGAACAAACAAAGAAACAAAAAGCUUUAAAAUAUAGGAUAAUUUCAAACUAACAAUAAAAUUCAUCUUAACUUUGACUUUAGUGAGACUGUAUGUAUAUUAAAUUUGUAAUUGUUGUAUCUGCUGUAAUCUGAUGUCCUGAUAAGAAUGAUAAUUAACACAUUGUUCUAACAUAACAUGCACUGUUAAUCACAAAUAUCUCACAUCUUAAUUUGUUAUUAACACAUCUUGAAAAAAAUGUUUCAUGCAGUUGUUUUUUUAGCUUCUAUUAAAAUGCAUCUUAUGAAAGUGA